AGAACUUGUUAAGCAACCAUCCAUUUUCACUCACAUUCAAGUCACUUAUCAUGUUAAACCUCUCCCACUUGACUUUGGGCGACAGGCGCGGUACAUCCUGGACUAGUUGUGAGUCAAAUUGCAGGGCACAUAGAGACAAACAAACUUUCACACUCACGUUCACACCUAUAAACCAUUUAGAGCACAGGUGUCAAACUCAAAGCCCAAGGGCCAGAUUUGGCUCGCCAGAUAAUUUGAUAUGGCCCGCGAAACCAAGCUGUGUGUUUACGUCACAUUUCUUGUUAAAUUGGAAAUGCAACUUGUACUUAGAUUUAAGAAACAUUGAAAUAGUAAGCAUUUUUUGGGGUCACCAUCAAUCCAUUUCCUGACCCACCUAUCCUCACAAGGGUCGCAGGAGUGCUGGAGCCUGUCCCAGCUGUCAAUGGGGAGGAGGUGGGGUGCACCCUGAACAGCUUGCCAGCCAAUCGCAGGUCACAUGGAGACAGACAACAGUCAACAAUUAAGAAUCUCCAAUUAAUACAUGUUUUUUGGGAUGUGGGAGAAAACCCAAGCAGGGUAUAACACGCAAACUUCACACAGGUUGGGCCGGGAUUUGAACUCCGGUCCGCAGAACUGUGAGGCGAACAAUCUACAGCUGCGCCACAUUGCCGCCUCGAUGGCACACAUUUAAACAUAAUUCAACAUGAAACACGUUGGCUCCGUCUAAAGCCCAAAUGCCACCAAUCAGUUACAUAAUUGUUUCUUCGGUGGAAAGACGAUAUUGUGCUGGAUAAUCAAUACCGUACAUCAGUGGCCGACACUCCUCCAGUACUCUGCAGAGACAGGAUGACACGCUUUAUCGUGUCUCGCGACACUGUUACAUUUGGAUCAUUUGUGGACUGAAUCCACGCGUCAGUCAAAAUCCAUAAGCGGCACAAUAGACUCCAAUGUAAUGGGAGUUCUCCCUUUGAUCUUUAAAUACCCUCUAACGUUCAACGCGUGCUCAUUGGCUUUGAUUUGAUUUUCUCGCGUUGCAGCCGCAGGAAAAUGCAGACGUUCCCUUGAACGUCUCCUGUGCGGCUGUGGCACAACAGAGGCUGUGAGAUUACCUCAACUGUUUUUUUUUUUUUUUUCCUUCCUCCACCACCACCAUCUGUCCCUUUCUUCAAUUUCACGUGCCCAGGCAAUAUCCGUCGCCCUCUCAUAGCAACAGCGCGCCGCCGCCCCCACCGUCUUGCUGUGAGUGUUUCUUCCCCUCGCACCAUGCAGACGGUCCCUUGGCCCAGCCUGACGGUUCAGCAUUCCCCCUCCCCCACCGCCGUGCUCCGUUUCACUCAAAGAUGGCGUCGGCUCGAGAGCCUCUGGUCUCUGGCUGCAUUUUUAGACUUGUUGUUGUCUCCGUUCUGCGCCGCUUUGGCAUCCUUCCCCCGGCGUACCGACACGACAAUCCGGGUGGUGCAACUGAAGUGCAGUAGACAUGAGGGUGAUCAGCCCCGUCUACUCCAUCGUGGUGUUGAGAAACCCUAACUUUUGGAGUUGGACAACACAGUGAAAGGAAAAAGGAUAAGUGAGGGGAAGGGACUGUGGUCAGAGGAGGAACAUUUUCAGAACUAGAAUACAUCCUAAACACACAACUUAGACUUUUGUCACUCUAACAUGAAACUCAUGUCAUGCAGGACUUUGUCAUCUUUUGCAACUCACACUGACGAUUUGCUCUUUUUGCCAGUGACUGUAAACUGACUGGUUUGUUUCUAUACAUCCUUAUUGUAUGUAUUUUGUUUUAUACUUUGCAUUUUUCGUCAGAGAGCUGUCCACACAUUAAUAUCAGAAGUGGGUGGGCCCGAUUUUACUGGGUGGAGAACUAGGUUGGGGAGGGCUGUGCUAUGGUCAGCUGCUCAUUACCGUGUUGUUCAUACUCUGCCUCAGAGGGUGUCUCUGUGCGGCCCCAGGACAAGGGAUAGUAAGCGGAGGACAAGAAAGAACGAGAAGCAAAGGUGGGGGCGGCGCUUCGGCGCAGGCCAGGUGUCUGUCUUUGGCCUGUAGUCCACAUUUUUUUUUUUUUCGAUUGUGGGGAGGGCCCCAGGGCCACUGUGCCCUGAGAGACUGCAGCCAUGGUAAAAUUGGCCAACCCCACAUACACCCAAUGGAUCCUAGAGGCCAUCAAGAAGGUCAAGAAACAGAAACAGCGACCGUCUGAGGAGCGCAUUUGCAAUGCGGUUUCAAUGUCCAAUGGUCUGGACCGCAAGACCAUUCUGGAACAGUUAGAACUUAGCGUCAAAGAUGGGACCAUCCUUAAGGUUACCAACAAAGGUCUCAACUCCUACAAGGACCCUGACAACCCUGGACGCUUGGCUCUUCCCAAGGCCAAAGGGGGUGGCAGCUUUGGAGGAGGAGCAGGUCACAGCAGUGGUGGCGGUGGCAGCAGCAGUGGUGCUAGCUUCCAAAGUCAUUUGGGGAAGAGACCUGGACUUGACUGGAACAAGUUGAUCAAGCGGGCACUGGAAGGCCUCCAUGAGCCGGGCGGCUCCUGCUUGAAAAACAUUGAGCGCUUUCUCAAGUGCCAGGCUGACGUGGCAGCCUACCUGUCGGGGAGCGGCUCCAUGGGGCCUGGCAUCUUCCACCAGCAGCUGAGGGUGGCCCUCAAAAGAGCAGUGGCCCAUGGACGUGUGGCAAAGCAGGGUCCACUUUUUCAGUUCAUCAGCCGCAGCAGCUCCCACAAUGACGGCACCGGGAUGGUAUCCCUGGAAUCACUGCCCCCUGUCCGCCUGCUGGCCCAUGAGAAGGACAAGCCGGUGGCAGAGCCCAUCCCCAUAUGUAGCUUCUGUUUGGGGACCAAGGAGCAGAAUCGUGACAAGAAGCCUGAGGAGCUCAUCUCUUGUGCAGACUGUGGCAAUAGUGGCCACCCGUCAUGUCUCAAGUUCUCUCCAGAGCUUACGGUGCGAGUCAAAGCACUUUGGUGGCAGUGCAUCGAGUGCAAAACCUGUAGCAGCUGUCAGGAUCAAGGAAAAAAUGCGGACAAUAUGUUAUUUUGUGACUCUUGUGACCGGGGCUUCCACAUGGAAUGCUGUGAUCCUCCCCUCACCCGGAUGCCAAAAGGCAUGUGGAUUUGUCAAAUUUGCCAACCCAGGAGAAAGGGAAAGAAUCUUUUACACGAAAAGGCAGCACAGAUCAAACGGCGCUAUAACACACCACUUGGACGGCCGAAGAACAGGCCGGGGCGGCCCUUCAAGAAACUGGGUGGCCGUGCUCGGCGGAAGCGUUCAGCAUCUGCUAAUUCCUCAUCCAGCUCCUCUUGCGAAGGUUACCCUGGUGAUGACCGACUACUUUUCUCGAUGCGGGAUGGUGACGACCUGACACAAACCAGCCUCCGCUUUAACAACAAGACCAAGGGAUUAAUUGAUGCACUCACAAAAUUUUUUACACCUUCGCCUGAGGGUCGGAAGGCACGUCAGGAAGUUGUGGACUACUCUGAGCAGUGCCGCAUACGAAAGAAAGCAAAUCGCAAAGGAGAUGGAGAUGACAGGGCGGACAAUCAAGAAGGCAGCGACUGGCGAGAUGAGGAUGACAGACUGCCAGGCCAUGAAAAUCUAACAGAAAAAGACAUUGAGCUCUUCAGACACAUCCAGGAGCUUGCGUUGCAGAAAGUCGGAGUUACAGGUCCACCGGACCCUCAGAUGCGAUGUCCAUCAGUCAUUGAAUUUGGAAAGUUUGACAUUCAGACGUGGUACUCUUCUCCCUACCCCCAGGAGUACAGCAGACUACCCAAACUCUACUUGUGUGAAUUCUGCUUGCGCUACAUGAAGAGCCGUAGCAUCCUCUACCAGCACAUGAAGAAAUGCAACUGGUUUCAUCCUCCAGCUAAUGAAAUUUACAGGAAAGAUGACGUCUCUGUGUUUGAGGUUGAUGGAAACGUGAGCACAAUCUACUGCCAGAAUCUGUGCCUACUGGCCAAGCUUUUCCUCGACCACAAGACCCUCUACUACGAUGUGGAGCCCUUCCUUUUCUAUGUCCUCACACAGAAUGACAGCAAAGGUUGCCACCUUGUUGGAUACUUUUCCAAGGAGAAACACUGCCAACAAAAAUACAACGUAUCAUGCAUCAUGAUUCUUCCACAGUACCAGCGAAAGGGCUAUGGGCGCUUUCUCAUUGAUUUCAGCUAUUUACUUUCUAAGCGUGAGGGGCAGCCUGGAUCACCAGAGAAGCCUCUCUCAGAUCUGGGUCGGCUCUCCUACAUGGCCUAUUGGCGCAGCGAGGUCCUAGAGUGCCUCCAUAGGGUCCGUGACCGGCAGAUAACAAUUAGACAGCUCAGCAAACUGACCGGGAUUUGCCCUCAGGAUAUCACGACAACCCUGCACAGCCUCAGUAUGCUUGAGCAACGAGGAGACAGGAUGGUCCUGGUGCGACGAGAAAAGAUGAUAGAUAACCAUAUGGCUCGUCUCAAAGCCCGACCACGACAGCUAGAAGUUGACCCAGAGUGUCUGCGCUGGACUCCUGUCAUUGUAACAAAUACCGUUGUUUCUGAUGAGGAUGACGAUGACGAGGAUGAUCAAGAAAUGGUGGAGGGUAACCACAAGGAGAUCAAACCAAGUCACAAGCUCCCAUUGAUGUCUUGGCACAUGCGUCAAGCAAAGAAAAGGGAAGAAGAAGAUGAUGAUGAUGAUGAGGAGGAGGAAGAAGAGGAAAGAAAGGGUUUCCUUGGGUUUCCUGUCAGCCAAAGUUCACCAACAUCACCUCCAGUACGUUGUUUACCUGGCCCACAGCCACCACGUCCACCUCUGCCAGCAAAUGGUGAACGCAGACCCCGGGGUCGCCCACCCAAAAACUGGCCUUGGGGUAAAGGGGUUAAGGAAAGCCAACGAGUUGGACGGCCACCUAAGAUCCGCCCAAUGGUGGAGGAAGGUGAGGAUGACGAAAGGACAGAUGGAGGAAAAAUUGGUUCUGCGACCACCCACGCCUCCUUAUUCUCUCUAGAGAGAAGAACAGAAUCAGCAAGUUUUCGCACAGUAGGCAUGGCCAGACACUCCAUUAUAACUCCCACCCGAAGAGGGCGCCCCCCAAGGAAAAAGAGAGGACCCAAACCCAGACAGGUGGAGGAGCUGAAUGAGGGGCUCGGACAACUUCCCGGGGUUUCCAGGUUGAAUGAUUCUCCUCCCGUCAGGAAGAGUGGCUUCAGUGAUAGUAGCGACGAGGAAGAAGAGGAUGACGACGACAACGACGACGAUGAUGGGGAAAGCAGGGCAUGCUCUCCACCCAUACUCACAAAGCCAGCUAUGGGGCUCAAAUGCAAGAAGCCGUUGAGAAAGCGUCGUUUUCGCCAGCGCAGCCAUCCACACAGCAGCGUAGUGACAGAGACAAUUUCUGAGACCACAGAGGUUUUGGAUGAACCCUUUGUAGAUUCUGACUCAGAGAGGCCCAUGCCCAGACUAGAGGAGGAGUCAUCACUGGGUCACCCCUUGCGUCGCUAUCCUCCAGCUCGCUCUGCACUUAGGUUAUCAGACCUCACUCCCAAAAGGGGCCGGCACUGCAACCUUUCUGAUUCAGAGGAUGACGAGCUAACUGCUAUGCUGCAUCCUAUGACAUUGCCAUCAAGUUCAUCGGCUAAUCAAGCUGGCAAUCCUGAGGUCCCAGUUAAGAAGAAGAAAGGCUGGCCUAAGGGAAAGAGCCGUAAGCCACUCCACUGGAAGAAACGGGGACCUGGAAGACCUCCUGGAAGUGGAGCCAACCAGCGAGCUGCUUCAGAAAGGCAAGCAAGCGGGGAUCCUACACCUCCCAAAAUUAAGAUGAAGCCUGGUCGGAAGCCCCGAAGCUGGUAUCUCCAGCGUGCCCAAGAGGAAGCGCAGAGAGAGGAGCAGGAGAGACUAAGACUUUUAGACCAGCAGUUAGACAAAGAUCCUCUGCCAUUUUCAACAGAUCGAAACAGCAAACGUACUUCGCGCACCAUCUCAGAGAGCAAAGAAAAAUACUCAGAUGAAGAUGAUUACCUCCCAAUGCCUGUGGAGCAGAAGGUCCCAAAAAGGAGAGGGAGACCGCCUAGGAACCCAAACCUCAGUCAAGUACCACCACCAGCUCCAAGACCACUUCUAAACUCUGAACCAGAGGAGGAGGAGGAGGAAGAGGAGGAGGAGGAAGAAGAGAGAACUUGGGAGGAGAACAAAUCGAGCCGUCCACUUUCCCACCCCAUUUUGUCUGCUUCAUCCUCCUCAUCCAACCCAGGGCCGAGGGCUCCACAGUUUUCCUCUCAGGAUGUUGAUAUUGGGGAAAGAGAAGAAAUUGAUGAAGACGACGAAAGGGAAGAAGUGGAUUUUGAGAGGCAGGGCCAUGGCAAUCUUAACAUGUCAAGGCGAGCAGCAGCUACACCAGGUUCUGGAAGCCGGCGUAGUGAAGACCAUGAUGCAGAUGAUGAAGGUGACGGACACUUAGAAGAGAAGAGCAACAGCAGCAUCAGUAAGAAAAGAAAAAGCCAGGCGUCCGAAGAUGAGGACGAUGAAGAUGAGGAGGAAGAGCCUGCUUCCCAUGCAAGCUCCCCUCCAGUUAAAGAAGAACCCCAAGGUGGAGAGGGUUUUUUAGACUUGGAGAACAGCGUGGCCCGGGAAUAUGUCAGCAAGCAGGAAGAGGAAGAAGAAGAGGAGGAGGAGGAGGAGGAGGAGGAGCCUGAAGAGCUGGUACAGGAGCCAAAGUGUCGGCUCUCCUCCGCUGAUCCACAGCAAGAGGAUAGGCGGCGUAGAGAGCAAGAGGAGUCUGCUGCGGCCGCUGCGGCUGUGGAAACAGUUACGGCCAUGUCUGUUCCCUCAGAACCUAUGGAGCUCCAGCCUUUGCAGACGGAGGACAAAGAUGUUGCACUGUUAAUAGAACCCCAACACACACACUCCCAUGCUCAGCACUCUGACUUCAAAGAGGAGCUGGGUCACCAUCAUUCACAUCAUCCCCAUCACCAUUCCAAUGAACUAGACUUGGAAACUGUCCAAGCAGUACAGUCUCUGACACAGGGGGAAGCCCAGGAUGAAGAGACGGAGCCUCACCACGGGGCUUACCAGGAUUGCGAAGAGACACUUGCUGCCUGUCGGACACUACAGAGUUAUAGCCACACAGCGGACACUGAGGAGGAGGCCCUGGCAUUAGUAGAGGACUGUGGAGCCUCCCAUCAUAGCAGCCCGCUGCCCAAUCCUCCAAUGCCCCCACUGCCCGGACAGUCUGUACGUUCAGUGAAUAGUCCAGGGUUGCCUACGGCCAUCAUAGACACAACCACGGCAGGGCAGAGUGGUGGGACUCCUGGACCCACUGGAGCAGGUGGUGGAAGUGGAGGUGGGUACACACAGAUCACCCCAGAACAUCCCAGUUCUCUGUCUGCACCCUCCCAGCAGAACAUGGAGACAUCUCCUAUGAUGGAUGUCCCAUCUGUGUCAGACCACUCUCAGCAGGUGGUUGACAGUGGCUUCAGUGACCUCGGUAGUAUAGAAAGCACUACAGAAAACUAUGACAACCCCAGCAGCUAUGACUCGACCAUGGGUGGAGGAAGCAAUGGAACGGGGAAUGGAGGCGGAAUGUCUGUUGCAGGUGCUUCUUCAGCUUCAUCGGUCACCUCUUCUUCUAGCUCAGCCACCCCAUCCUCCUCACAGUCAAGCAGCUGUUCCUUUGUACCAACCCCCAGCCUAACAUCUUCAACAGGGACUGGAGGAACCCAACACGGAUUAGGAAGCUGUAGUCUCAUCCAGCAAACUGGACCUGGUCCCAACAGUGGUCCUGGAGGCAGCAAUGUUGGCAAUUCUGUCUCUCAACCCCCACCUCCUCCUCAUCCAUCUAACACCCCAACCUGUGGCAUUAAGUCUCCCCAGAGUUGCGGUGUAAUUGAGAGGCCUCCCAGUACCAAUCAGCAACAGCCACCGCCAUCUCAAAAGAAGGUUCCACAGCAGCCUCCUCAGCAGCAGCAGACCCCCAACACUCAGCCUCCACCCUCAGCCCCACCUCCUCCGCAACAACAGCAGCCCUUAUCCCAGUGUAGCAUGGGAAAUGGGUUUGGCUCCACUCCCAUGAUAAUGGAGAUUCCAGAGAGUGGGGGUGGGGGAGGUGGCCGUACCCUUUAUGAGCGUAUGGGUCAGGACUUUGGCACAGGGGGGUACCCCCAACCCUCUGCAACCUUCAGCCUGGCCAAACUCCAGCAGCUCACAAACACCAUUAUGGAUCCACAUGCCAUGCCCUACUCUCACUCAGCUUCCGUCACGUCCUAUGCCACCAGUGUUUCUCUCUCUAACCCAGGACUGGCGGCCUCUGCCCAUGCGCCCCUCUCCCAGGGUCAGCCUGCUAUGACCCCACCCCCUAACUUAGCCUCUGGCUCCAUGAACUUGGGGUCCCUGCAGCUGCAGUGCAACAUGCCUACUACCAAUAUCAGUCUGGGUCCCCCGCCCCACACGCAGCGCCUGCAGGGCCAAAUGGCAACAGUCAAAGGCCAUAUUUCUAUUCGGUCCAAAGCCACUCAGCAGCUGGCUCCAGCCCCGCACCAGCAGCAGCUGUAUGGGCGCAGCUCUGGGGCUGUGGCCAUGCAAGGCACACCUCGCACCUUGGCUGUUCAACGGGGCAUGAUGCCAAACCUCAUGCCAACGGCACCAUAUAAUUCCAUGAACAUGACACCACUCAAUCCUAUGUCAGCUGGCUACCGAAUGCCCCAACCAAUGAUGAACAGUGGUUACCAUGGUAAUCCUCCUUACAUGAAUCAGCCAGCUCAGUAUCCCAUGCAAAUGCAAAUGGGAAUGAUGGGCGGGCAGGGUUACGCCCAGCAGCCUAUGCAGCCGAAUCACCAUGGCAACAUGAUGUACACAGGCCCCUCCCAUCACAGCUAUGCUGGUGUCCCAAAACAGUCUCCCUACAUGAGCAGAUGAAGACAUGGGUCCAAGGCUGAUACUUGCUGUACUUACAAUGUGCAUCAGUCGUGUUCACGCUCUGCAGUGCCGUGCAAGGCACCAAGAGAACAAGUGAAUAGAAAUCGGGGGGUUUCCUGUUUUUCUGUGUAAUCAUUUUGUCCAAUUCUCAUGAGAUAGGCAGGGUGUGUGCAUGGAACAGGCCAGGCCUACGUUGUCCCUGCUAACCGGCCCAAAUGUCUACUGUUCCUUUUGAUGAGCAAGAGGAGAAGAGGAGAAUGAGGAAGAUGCACAGAAAAGGACAAUACAGGAUUAAUUCUGAUCUUGCUUUGUCAGAUUGAAAAUGCAAAAGACAGUUAUCUGAUUAUAUUCAACCAUGCACACAAUCUUUUGACAUAGGAAGCCUUACCUUAAAAAAGAGACAUAGAUGGAUUCUUGUUUUGUUAAAAAUAAUGUUAAACUUUAUUUUUGUUGUUUUGUUUCGAAAUAUCUGUGUGCAGUCUGGCCUCUUGUAUGCUUCAGUCUUUAUAUUUGUGGCAUUCUGAAAUGGUGGCACACCCUCUGGGUACUAACAUAGACCCCAUCUCCAAGGCCAGAGCGGCCAGCGUGUGUUCGAGGUGUUAAUUCAUGUUUCUGUCUUCCUGGAUGGAUGACAUCAUACCAAAAACACUGCAAAGACAGAGGGGAUGACAGUCUUUUUUUUAAUUUUUUUUUUUUUUAAAUCAAAUGGUAGCAUUACGUUCCAGUUUUCUGCCACUCUGACAAGUUAAGAUGUAAAUAUUCUGGCACCUCCCAUUAUCAACCAACACAUGUAUAGAGGCGUACUGGCUAGCUCUUGCAUUUGACUAGCACAGGAAUGUACCACCUUCAGCUAUUGUUGUCCACACUCCAUUGACAGUCAGUAUACAAUGUCAAUUUUUGGAGGUUAAAGAAUUCAGAACAAACAGCAGAAUAAUCAUUUAGCUGCUUUAAGGAAAUUUGGUUAACAAUUAGCUGACUUCCCCUCAAGUGUUAAAGACCCAAAGAGGUCAAGGUGUCUGCUGAUGAAAUGUCUUUUGUUGAAUUUGUAUUUUUUUAUAUAUGCAUUAUUUUCUCUCACUCUCUGUUUGCUAGAGAUACUGCGGUAGACUGCCUUUAUGAAAGGCACCUGGUGUAGUGCAUGGCUUGGACCACAGUUAGAGGCACACAUAAGAAAGCAGGGUCAGAGCUUUGUUGGUUAUGGCGUUUAAAUAGCGCAGGUGGAACGGUUCACCUUGUUGCUGCUCCAUGUACCAGUAUUCAAAGUCAAAAGAGCGGUUUUUGUUUUCUUACAGACCUGACGUUGCAUACUUUUUGUGUCUAUUGUUCUGUUCUGAACUUUGUUUUCUUUCUGAAUUUUAUCAGACUGGGCAGCUUUAUAUUAUGACCUAAGCUGACUCUUUUUGACUAAAAAGAACCUGUGUAGAGUUUUUUUUUUUCCUAUAAUAUAAAAGGAAAUUCUGACAUUGAUAUUGAUUGGUACUGUCAAUUUUGUUGUUCACUUCUGUUUCAGGACAAAAAAUACACAUUUUUAACUCGCCUCUUGGGUAAUUGCUAUUAAAUUCAAAAUAAUAAUGAAAAAAAAAAAGUUCUACUCACUUUUAGUGACUAUAAGAUGCCUUUAACCUUUCCAUUCCAUCUCAUCUCUAGAGUUUUUCUAUCUUUGUGUAGUAUAUUAAUGCUAUUUUAAACAAAAUGACUACAAAUAUCUAAAGGUCACUUGGCAUUUUUUUUUACUUGUGUGUGUAUAGGAUGACUUCCUUACAUUAAAGAGGCAUGUAAAAAUAAGCUCCGUAUAUUUCUGUCUGUUUAUAUCGCUUCCCUUUUUGUAUCCUUUGGAAUUGUACAUGUUUCGUUGUAUGCUCAGAGAGAGUGCAAAAUAAAAGAGUGUCUGGCUGAGUGCUGUGCUGUGCUCAGCGACCUCAACGCUCUUCUCUCUCCUUGUAUGUAUUUCCAUUUAUCCGCCCCACCCCCUUUCUUAGCAAGUACUUUCAAAGAACUCUGUACAUUUUAACAUAAAAUGAAAAUAAAUUAUGUUGAGCCAUUCA
Molecule: messenger RNA, 10897 nt
Organism: Syngnathoides biaculeatus (alligator pipefish)
Lineage: Eukaryota; Metazoa; Chordata; Actinopteri; Syngnathiformes; Syngnathidae
Gene: kat6a
Product: K(lysine) acetyltransferase 6A
Exons: 17
Coding region: 2091-8852 (2253 amino acids)
Biological process (GO): regulation of DNA-templated transcription; nucleosome assembly
Cellular component (GO): MOZ/MORF histone acetyltransferase complex; nucleosome
Molecular function (GO): DNA binding; histone acetyltransferase activity
Source: RefSeq, a predicted model, not a curated record